Molecule: messenger RNA, 3902 nt
Organism: Triticum dicoccoides
Lineage: Eukaryota; Viridiplantae; Streptophyta; Magnoliopsida; Poales; Poaceae
Product: protein FAR1-RELATED SEQUENCE 5-like
Exons: 6
Coding region: 733-3417 (894 amino acids)
Biological process (GO): regulation of DNA-templated transcription
Molecular function (GO): zinc ion binding
Source: RefSeq, a predicted model, not a curated record
GGCGCAUUGAGCGUCAGAUAGGAUUUACCCGAAGCGGCAGCUAGCGCAUCGGGCAGACCGACAGACGAACCCUAGCGUUAGCGAGCAACACGGCGGCGCGCUCACCACCGGGAGCUCAACGGCUCGCUGCUUCGCCAGUUCGCCACGCCUCCGGCGCCGCUUCGCCGUCCGGCGCUCAACCUCGCUACAUCGCCACGCCUCCGGUGCCGUUCCACCGUCAAGCGAGCGGCCUGCUCAGCUACUCGCCCGUCCGACGCCGUACCCACCGGCCCUCGCAGGUUGCAGCUUCCUACUUCCCGGCGUUCUCCGUCCCCGCCCAAGCACAACCUGGUAAAGCUUCAGAUUUGAAGGAACUUACAAUGCUGCUGAGUACUGUAAAGGUGCUUGGGCUGUGCUAAUUAGUACUAAGCUGCCAUCUUGUGAAGUUGGCAACUGGUAUUGUGGCAAUGCUCGUGCCCCAUGGCUAUGGGAGGUUGUGACAUACUGACACUGUUUUCUUUUGUUCUGUCUGUGAUUCCCGUUAUCUGAACACUCAUGGUGAGACAUAUUAUGUUACGUUCUGUAGCAUAAUAUGGAAUGCUAUACUGCUAGUGCUACGGUCCAAAGAUGACUUGUCCUUGACAUCAUAAGUUGUGUUGCCUAGCGGUAGGGUGCAAUUACAAGAAGCUUCAUUCUGUCUAUCAAGUGGAUUUUGAGUGCUCGUGACUGGCGUAUACCUGUAUGUAGAACAAAAUGUCCAGCAACAGCGGCGGUGGUACAAAGGAGAAGGGUCCCCGAAUUGCUACUCCGCUUGUGCCACCUCCCUUAGUCCAGAAUUCUAUGCCUACUGCUUCAGAUGGCCCCACCACUGAUCUGAGAUUAGCACAACAGUCCUGGCCUGGACAUGUAGUCCUGCGUCCAUGCACAUCUUGGCCUCCUCAUGUGAAUCCUGCGUAUCCACAACAAAAUGGGGAAGCAGUGGCGGAUGUGGUGGCAGCCGAUGUUCUUCCUGUGAUUAAUAGCUGCAAUGAGAAGAUGUUGCCGGAAGUAAAUAUGGUAUUUGAUGACGAGAAUGAUGCUUAUGAGUUCUACAAUAUUUAUGCGGAGAAGGUGGGCUUCUUUGUUCGGAGAUCAACACUCUGGACAACAUCGAAAAACAUCAUCACUAGGAGGACAUUUGUUUGCUCAAGAGAAGGUUUUCGGGAGAAGAAGAAGGGUGCCAAGGAAUCAAAGUGCCCACGGCCUGAAACAAGAAUUGGUUGCCCAGCAAGCAUGACCAUUAGGCUUACUCCCAAUGGCAAGUACCGUUUGACAGAAUUUGUACCAAACCAUAACCAUCAGUUGGCAACAGCUUCUACGAUUCAUAUGUUGAAAGCAAAGAAAAUUAGGCGUAAAGCACGGGCUGUGAGAGAAAAUCUGGUGGAUGAUACUGUUGUAACGCCAGAGUUUGAAAAUGAAGAUGAGGCAUAUGAAUUUUACAGCAUGUAUGCAGGGAAAAUUGGAUUUAACGUGAGAAGGGCAAGCAUGACAGUAAAUGCUGAAAAUGUUAUCACUAGAAGGAUGUUUGUUUGUUCAAAAGAAGGGUUCCGUGAGAAGAAAAGAGGAGCAAAUAGAGUAAAGAAGCCUCGUCCGGAGACACGAACUGGUUGCCCAGCGUGUAUGGUCAUCAGACUUGCAUCUAACGGCAAGUAUAAUGUCACUGAGUUUGUCACCUUCCACAAUCACGGUCUUGGCGCUGCAGCAGCUUCUGAUCUUGUGAUGACAUCACUAGCGGCUGGAAGUUAUCAAGAUUGUGGAGUAGAUUUGUAUGAUGAAUCACUAGACGAUUGUUACGGCAAGCAAAAUCUUAUCAAGGAUGAUGCCACUUCAAACAGUCUAGAAGGUAGAAGUUGGAAAAGGUACAAGUGUAAAGUUCCUCACUAUGGUGAUGUAGGUGCCACUCUGGAGUACCUACAAAAGAUGCAACAUGACAACCCUUCAUUCUUCUAUGCAGUAAAAUCUGAUGAAGAUGGGUACUUGACUAAUUUUCUUUGGGCAGAUUCCAAGUCCAUCAUGGAUUUUACCCACUUUGGUGAUGUAGUAUGCCUUGAUUCAGGAUAUGCAGUGCAAGGCUAUGGUAGGCCGAUUGCUUUGUUUACAGGUCUGAAUCAUCAUAGGCAAACUGUCAUCUUUGGUACUGCAUUACUUUAUGAUGAGAGCUUUGAAGCUUUCAGAUGGCUAUUUGAUACUUUUAAGAUGGCAAUGAAUAGUACCCAUCCCAAGACAUUGUUAACUGAUAGAUCGGCUGUGAUAAGUGAAGCUGUUGCAGUAAGUUGGCCUGAGACGGCACAUCGUUUUUGUGUUUGGCAAAUUUACCAAAAUGCUCUUCAACAGUUAAGUCAAGCAUUCCAUGGGUCAAGAACUUUAGAAUACAACUUCAAGAGAUGCCUAUUUGAUUGUGAAGAUGAGGCUGAGUUUUUGAUGGCAUGGAGAGAAAUGUUGGAAAAUCAUGACCUAAAAGAUAAUCAAUGGCUAGCAGAUCUUCUUGCUGUUAAGGAGAAAUGGGCAUUACCAUAUGGUCGUGAGGCAUUUUACGCUGAUAUGAAAAGCGUCCAACAGAAGGACAACUUGAGUAGUGAGCUUAAAAUAUAUUUAUCCCUAGAAUUCGACCUUUUGAGUUUCUUUGUGCAGUUUGAAAAAUUAUUAUGUGAUCGUCGGUCUGCAGAACUGCAACUUGAUGUGAGUGCCAAUCAAAGCACAAAGAAGCCACCUCCGAUGCGAAUAUUAAGGCAAGCUGCAAAUGUGUAUACACCUGCUGCCUAUAGAAUGUUUGAAAGAGAGUUUGAAUUGUACAUGGAUUGCAUGCUAUAUAACUGUGGCGAGAUGGGCACAAUCUGUGAGUAUAGGAUAACUGGCGAGGACAAUCCAAAAGAUCAUUUUGUUAAGUAUGAUUCGCUCAAUUCCAUGUCACAUUGUAGUUGCAAGAGGUUUGAGUUUGUAGGCAUUCCAUGUCGCCAUAUGCUGAAGGUACUUGACACUAGGAAUAUCAAGGACAUUCCUCCUCAGUACAUCUUGAAAAGGUGGAGGAAAGAUGCCAGAUCAGGAUCUUCAAAUGGUGGUUACGCGUACUCUUUUGAUGGUGAUCCUCAGACAAAGCGUCACACUUUAUUGUGUCGAAUAUUCAGUAUAGCAGCGGCUAGAGCUGCAACCUCUGCCGAAUCAUUUGCGUACAUGGAAAGCCAAUCGAGCAUACUUAUGGGUCAAGUGGAACAAUUUCUUGAAAACAGCCCCCCUGACAUAGCUGCUAUUACUGGUGCUAAUUGUGACCGUACUCAAAUUCCAGUUGAAAGUAUGAUCACAGACGGUCUGCACAAUCAUGCUAACUUUAUCGAUGGCUCUGCUGAUGAUUCUCUAACCUUUCCCUUCACAAUGGGUGCUGGUACGUUGGAUUACCGCUAGACAGGUGCUGGAUGAUGGUAUAUCUGGCUGCCAUACCAAUUUGGUGGUGCGUAGAAAUAACUAAUGAGCUGGGAAUAAUGAUGAUGGGCUUAUCGGCUGUGCAGAUCAUUUUUGAAUAGAUUUUUUUAAGGCUGCUGGAAUCUUCCAGUCCAUUUCAUAGCUUACGACUUGUCCAGUUCCACCUACCGCUUGCCCCAUGGCGCCUCAGACCGAUUACAUAUCAAGGUCGACUGUUCGACCACCAAGCGGCAAUGACUUACCAGUAGAUGAUGAUGAAAAGGGUGAUGCGUUUUGUGUGUGUGUUGUGCCUGUGUUGAUGGUGCAUGCGGCGCCUGUAGAUGUACUAGUAUGGAGGAAUGAAUGUUCAUGUCAUCUCUACACCUAUGUGAUAUAUUCUGUUUACACUUGUCAAGUUCACUGGCUGUCCAUAUAAUUUUGGCGAAUAUGAAUUAAAUAAAUACAAACAAGGCAAUCGCAAAUUUUCA